GGGGGCGGCCAAAGUGGAGAGGGGUCAGCAGCAGCCAGAGCAUGCUCUCCACGCAACAGUUCCCUGCCCUGCCUGCGGAGGAGGAGCGCUACCGGCAGGUCCUCUCCGCCAGCCGGGUCUUAGGAACAGAUGAGGAUAGUAUGGGGGAUGGCUGCUCUCAGAAACUGGCUUCUGCCAAGUUCCUUCGACUUUUGCUCCUGAUACUGAUUCCGUGCAUUUGUGCUCUGAUCCUUUUGCUGGUGAUCCUGCUUACCUUUGUAGGAGUGUUAGAAAAAACAUGCUUUUAUUCAAAUGGAAGUGAAGGCCUCACAGUUAAUGGUGACUUUGAAAUGUCUCCUGAUCUUUUGCCAAAUAUGGUUGAAAAUAGUUCCGAGACUGAUCCCACAGUGGAUCUCAGCACUCAGCCCUCUUCUUGGACCACCACGCCUUUAUCCCACGUUGACCAAAUGAACAAGAACUCAAAUAUAUUUAGAGAAUCUUUCCAGGAAAAUUCCUUUGAUCCCCCAACUCAAGCCACAGUGCUCAGUCAUCAACCUGCCUCUGAAGCUGCUUUGGCAGAGGGCUCUGAAGACAGCACCCAGCUCUUUGCCACUGCAGUGGAAGCGACGUUGUGGUCUACAGAGACUUCUUUUAACAACACUGAGAGGAUGACCACUCUGCCAGUAUUAAGUCCUACCCGUCCAUCUGUGUCACAAAAAAUGGAUCAGAAAAAAAGUGCCUGCAGAAAUAUCACCAACAGCCAGUGCCAAAUGCUGCCAUAUAACUACACCACUGUCACUUCAGUUCUCUCCAUUGUCAAGAGCAUUGAAAUGGAAAAGUUCCUGAAGUUCUUCAGUUACCUCAAUCGUCUCAACUGCUAUCAGCACAUCAUGCUGUUCGGCUGCAGCCUCGCUCUUCCUGAAUGCAUCAGUGAUGGUGAUGACAGUCGAGGCCUCUUGCCCUGCAGGACGUUUUGUGAGGCAGCAAAAGAAGGCUGUGAACCAGUCCUGGGUAUGGUGAAUGCUUCUUGGCCAGACUUCUUGAAGUGCUCUCAAUUCCAGAACAAAACUGAGAAUGACACCACUACAAGGGUAUGCUUCUCACCACACCAAGAAAAAGGAAAGCAGUCACUGUGUGGAGGAGAGGAGAGUUUCAUGUGUGCCAGUGGGAUUUGCAUCCCAGGGAAACUGCAGUGCAAUGGCUACAACGACUGUGAUGAUUGGAGUGAUGAGGUCCAUUGUAAUUGCAGCAAUGAUGUGUUUCGUUGUGACACGGGAAAAUGCCUCAAUUACACCUUUGUUUGUGAUGGAUAUGAUGACUGUGGAGACCUUAGUGAUGAGCAAAAUUGUGAUUGCAAUCCAGUGACACAUCACCAGUGUGGAGAGGGGAGAUGUAUAACAGCUGAUUGGGUAUGUGAUGGUGACCAUGACUGUAUAGACAAAUCAGAUGAGAUCAAUUGCUCAUGUCACAGUCAGGGUCUGGUGGAGUGCAGAAAUGGGCAGUGCAUUCCUAGUGCAUUCCAGUGUGAUGGAGAUAAUGAUUGUAAAGAUGGAAGUGAUGAAGAAAACUGCAGUGAAAAUCAAACCCUCUGUCAGGAGGGAGACCAGAGGUGCUCCUCCUGCCCUGAUCCCUGUGGAGCCUCUCCCUGUGAGAUGAGGAACAGCCAGGCAAACUGCAGUCAGUGUGAACCAAUUACUCUGGAACUUUGUAUGAACUUGCCUUACAACUAUACUUAUUACCCAAACUACCUGGGCCACAGGACACAGAAGGAAGCCUCGAUCAGCUGGGAGUCUUCCCUUUUCCCAGCUUUGGUUCAGACCAACUGCUACAAGUACCUGAUGUUUUUUGCCUGCACAAUCUUAGUACCAAAAUGUGACCCCCAUACAAAUCAGCGGAUCCCACCUUGCAGGACAUUAUGUGUACAGUCUAAGGAGCGCUGUGAGGCUGUGCUUGGGAUUGUAGGUCUGCAGUGGCCAGAGGAUACAGACUGCACUCAGUUUCCAGAUGAGAACUCAGAUAACCAAACCUGUCUAACACCAGAUGAAGAUGUGGAAGAGUGCUCCCCCAGUCACUUCAAGUGCCGCUCGGGGCGGUGCGUGCUGGCGGCGCGGAGGUGCGACGGGCAGGCUGACUGCGAGGACGACAGCGACGAGGACAGCUGUGGUUGUAGAGAAAGGGGUCUUUGGGAGUGUCCUUUGAAGAAGGUGUGCAUCAAACACACUAUGAUCUGUGAUGGUUUCCCAGACUGCCCUGACAUGAUGGAUGAAAAGAAUUGCUCAUUUUGUGACAAGAGUGAACUUGAAUGUGCCAACCAUGAGUGUGUGCCCCGUGAACUCUGGUGUGAUGGGCAGGCAGACUGCACUGACAGCUCAGAUGAAUGGGACUGUGUUACACUGUCUAAAACCAGGAAUUCCUUGAUGCUCCUGACUGUUCACAGGUCAGCUGCUGAUAACCAUGUUUGUGCUGAUGACUGGCAAGAAAACUUAAGCCAACUGGCCUGCAAUCAGAUGGGUUUAGGAGGACCAUCCAAAACAGAAAUUGUAAUAGAGAGUGAGCAAAUGCAGGACCAAAAAUGGCUGAAUCUGCACUCAGACUGGAAGAAUAAAAAUGCAUCCACUUUACAUGCACUUCUAGUGAAUGGACAGACGUGUCAAAGCAGAAGCAAGGUGGCUCUCUUUUGCACUAAAGAAGAGUGCGGCCGCCGCCCCGCCGCCCGCAUGAGCAAGAGGAUCCUGGGGGGCCGCACGAGCCGGCCGGGGCGCUGGCCCUGGCAGUGCUCCCUGCAGAGCGAGCCCAGCGGGCACGUCUGCGGCUGUGUGCUCAUCGCCCGCAGAUGGGUCCUGACCGUCGCUCACUGCUUCGAGGGGAGAGAAAGUGCAGCUGUCUGGAAAGUGGUGUUUGGGAUUAGCAAUCUUGAUCAUCCAUCAAGUUUCAUGCAGACCCGACUAGUGAGGACCAUCAUCCUCCAUCCACGCUACAACAGAGCAGUUGUAGACUAUGAUAUCAGCAUUGUGGAACUCGAUGAGGACAUCAACGAGACAAGCUAUGUGAGACCUGUCUGCUUGCCCAGCAAGAACCAGUUGGUUCAGCCAGACACCUACUGCUACAUCACAGGCUGGGGACACAUGGGCAACAAAAUGCCUUUCAAGCUUCAAGAAGGAGAGGUUCGCAUAAUUUCCUUAGAGCAAUGCCAGUCAUAUUUUGACAUGAAAAUCAUCACCAGCAGGAUGCUGUGUGCAGGCUACGAAUCUGGCACCGUGGACUCUUGCAUGGGUGACAGUGGAGGACCACUUGUGUGCGAGCAUACUGCCGGGCGCUGGACUCUGUUUGGUUUAACAUCCUGGGGCUCUGUCUGCUUUUCCAAGGUUUUGGGACCUGGAGUUUACAGUAACGUGUCACAUUUUAUUGAGUGGAUUGAAAGACAAAUAUAUAUCCACACCUUUCUGCUAAACUAACUCCAGAUGGUAAGGAUUAUGCUGACAGACAGAAGAAAAAAGGAAUCAGCACUUCAACACUGAAGGUUUUGCAGUCCAGAAACUCUGUGAAAAGGAGUUUCAAGCUCUGUCUAUUCUUGUUGUGGAGCAAUGGAAUAUGCAGUGUAUGUUACUGGUAAAUCCUCUGCUCGUGAAUAUACUUUGUGGUAGAAUUAAUAAUCCUUUUGACUUUUCUUUUAACUGUGUUGUGGUGCUAUUCUAAACACUGCAAAAAGCUUAAAAGAAAAGAAUCAACCACUUUCUGCCUUUCAGCUAUUAAAACUAAGCAGUAGCACAGACUAGAAGAACUUUUUAAAAUAACCUAUUUUAAUACUAUUCAGUUAGUAGCACAUGCAUUUUCACUCACUUCUUGUGAUGAGGAAGGAACUUUGUGCAUUCAUGUGGCCCUGCAGGACGUACAUUCACAAGGACAACUCUGACAGGGGCAUACCACAUGCUGGAGGAAGAGAUUGAUGGGUUUGUACAUCCAUGUGGCACAGGACACAUCAAAGCACACGUGCACAUCUCCAAAGGUGUGUAGCCAUAUGCUCCUGGCAUGCCUGAGCGAGUGCAUUUUGUCCCUCAGGGUGGUUCAUUUGCAUAGGCAUACCCCUGUACUGUCCUCAUUCCACAGCUUCUGUUCCCAGAGCCAGACUGGGCAUCUCUCUGGGGUGAUGCAGGAACCAGUAGGCCCACAGACCCAUAACUGCCAGUAGAGGCACUAGAGACCAAAACUUUAUUGUUCAGACUCUGUGGACAGCCUCUAGCACUUAAUCUUCUGAAGCUUCCAACGUCCUAAUGUGUCUAGGAAACACCCAUGUCUCAGCAGCACUACACUGAGCAGUGUAUUUAUCAAACCUGUGCCCCACUGGCUUUCCCCCUCACACUGUAUCGUGUGUUCAGCGUACAAAGCAUGCACUGACCAUCUCCAGCCCUCUAAAAACCUAAGAGGGUUGGCAAUACCACUGCAAUGGUUUUCCCUCCUAGAGUCAGCUAGUUUGGACAUCUUGUGAGACAUGGAAAAUGCAGAUUUAAAAUGCAAUAGAUGCAGUGUGGUCACUGUCACAAUAUUGGGGAACUGGGUAAUUUUUAUAGGUCUCUUCUUGUACCUUGCAUUUAAAGUUUAAUUUUGACGGCAAGAUAAAACAUUUGGGAAAAGGAAAAAAGCAGAAAGAGUUUGAUGGAAGACUUGGCUUCUGUUGAAAUGAGUAUUAGAAAUACCAGAUGCAAAGUACAACAGCUUCACCAGCAAAGGCUCGAGGAGCCCAGCUCAAGUGCUUGGUAGCCAGAUGUGGAGUGCUCUGUGCAGUAGUAAGACACUGAGCCUUAACUCUACUUAACUCCAAGAGAAUCUGGUUGAAAAAGAUUAUGAUGGAGCUUGGCACCUUUUUAUGGUGCUAGAGGGGAAGUAUGUCCUAUCAACUGGUGUAGAUCAUGUCCUGCACAGCUAUCAGCUUUUAGGAGGCUACAACAGGACGAGUUGGGAAUCUGAGGACUACAAGACAAAUUCCACUGGGGAACAAUGCAUUUAAAAUUUGUGUUUUCAGUGCUGUGCCUGGUCCCCUGUGAAUCCAGCCUAAGGCACAUAAUAAUCAUCUCUGCUACCUCUGGCACGGCCCCAUGACAGCAAGGCAGGGCCUUGUCAAUAGCAUGACUGACUGCUGCAUGUGAAAACAUGCAUAAAAAAGACCUAACACAUGGACAUUUCAGGUACUAUGAAUCAUGUUGCAACUCAUCUCCACAGAUCUAUUGCUUUUGUGAAGGUUUAUUUCUUCUCUCCAUAUCUUCUCCUUAAACAUUGCUAACAUUAGAACAUUAGUGACACUAGACUGCGCUGUAGACAUGAAUAUUAAUAAAUACUCAAUAUUUAUGUUAUGGAUUCUGAAACUAUUGAAGUGAUUACUCAGUCACUGUUUCAUGCUCAGAAGGAAAACUCUUUGAGGCUUCGCUAGGUUUGAGUGUUGGGGUUUUUUAGUAUCUUAGGGAUAUAACACUUAAAAUAC
Melospiza georgiana is the source of this 5455-nucleotide messenger RNA. It is a transcript of the gene CORIN, whose product is annotated as corin, serine peptidase. Gene Ontology annotation, molecular function: serine-type endopeptidase activity; protein binding. Lineage: Eukaryota; Metazoa; Chordata; Aves; Passeriformes; Passerellidae. The record is from RefSeq and is a predicted model, not a curated record. The coding region runs from base 42 to 3434 and encodes 1130 amino acids. Gene Ontology annotation, biological process: acrosome reaction; regulation of blood pressure; peptide hormone processing. Gene Ontology annotation, cellular component: membrane. The transcript is spliced from 22 exons.